Cyclocybe aegerita is the source of this 735-nucleotide messenger RNA. The record is from the annotation of a GenBank genome assembly. NCBI's taxonomy places the organism in Eukaryota, Fungi, Basidiomycota, Agaricomycetes, Agaricales, Hemipholiotaceae.
AUGCUCGUAUCACUGGCUACCCGACUUUUUCGCGCCAUUGGACGUCGCUCCAUAACCACUGCUGCAGCAGGAUCCUACCACCACGGCGCUAUAUCCUCCGGCGAAAAACUGUCCAGGCCCCAAAGAAGACCAGCAAGAGACGGUCAGAAUCUCUCAGACCGAUAUGUUCGGCUAGAAAAGUCGCUGCGUGGCAAGGAGAUGUUUUCGAAGGAGCUGGAUGACCUGGCGGAGACCAACCCCCCUGUUCCUGCGGAUCUGCAACCCAAGAAGCUAGCGAAGACGACGAACACAUUUCACGGUUUCGUCGUUCCGGAGGAGCCAAAACCACCAGCGGACGAUGAGUGCUGCAUGUCCGGCUGUGCCGUGUGUGUCUACGACCUCCACGAAGAAGCUGUAGAAGCAUACAACGAAGCCGUCGCUGCAUUACAGACAUCUCUCACCUCUUUGAGCAUACCCGAAUCCAAAUGGCCCGCUCAGAUUCGUCCAAAAGGCACAUCCUCGUCUCGCAGCCCACAGCAGGCGAAGGGUGCUGUUCUAAGCGCGUUUGAAGAGAUGGAACGGAAGCUAGAGCUGAAGAGGAAGGAGAAAGAGGCAGAGGAAGCCCGAAUUGCAGUCCGUCUCGCACAGCAAAAGCGGAAAACCCAGCUUAUUGGUAUCAAGGGACCCUCUUCGGUGGAUACGGUUCUCAACGAGCUGUAUGAGGGCCUUCGUUGGGUGUUCUUCAGCAAACGAUGA